ACCACCUUGGUGGAUUCACACUUGGUGGUGCAGUGUGCUUUGGCCAAGCCGCAAGCGGCAAACUUACCUUCGUUCAGUAUGAUACUGCACCGGUCCUGGCAUAUUCGUCUGAAACACUUGUAAUCAUGAUGUUUGAUGGAUCAUUCACGAAUCAUUGCAACCGAGAGUUCCAAAAGUGCACGCAGUACAACUUCUUCAAUGGUCCAUCUGCCGGCAUGCUAGACAUAAAAGAGUUUGCGCUGAGCCAGGGUGGCAUUGCCAAGACCACCGCCAAGUCGUUCGUUGAAGCAAAUUCCUUAGGCGAGAGGAUUGUCCAAGUCAAGGCAAAGCGACCUGCAAAUAGCUUUGGACCGCCAAUUACAUUGCCGCUGGCUAAGACACAGCGCACAACACCGUCCUCAGCCAGGAACAACACCAUGCUACAAGCCGUUCAAAGGGACGAGAAUGUAUUCUUUACGGGACGAGCGGGCACGGGCAAGUCGUUCCUUCUUGGGCAUGUCAAGAAGAUCGCCCCAAAGCAAGGCUUGUUUUCGGCAGCCACAACGGGCAUUGCGGCCUUCAACAUUAAUGGCAUGACGGUGCACCACUUUGCAGGGUUUCCGCAAAAAAGCAACUCGAUAGUUCAACAUUGCCAUGCUGAUAGCCGCAGUUUCCAGGCCGUCAUACAUUGGCGCGAUGCGGCUCUGCUAGUCAUUGACGAAAUGUCGAUGCUUGACGGCCAAAUGUUUGAUGCGCUCGAGGCCAUUGCGCGGACGGUGCGGAAAUCCAAGCUCUUCUUUGGUGGCAGUCAGCUCGUUUUGUCGGGCGACUUUAUUCAAGUACAAAUCUCUUGGAAGGGCUUCUCGAGCUUUUGUCGUCGUCAUUCUGCGCGUGCAUUUGGCAUGGUCGCCGCGCUCAACUCGCGCUGUGUCGACAAUCGCCGACACGCGUCAAACGAUGCCAUUCAUAUCUUUUCACACAAUGCCGAAGUGACCGACGUGAUUAACAACGCUAGUUUGGAAAACUCAGACGGUGAUGUCCACGACUUUAUUGCCAUUGAAACGGGAGACAAGAGUUUGCUUAAGGGAUCGCCGAUUCCCGUUCGCAUCCAGUUCAAGCUGGUCGGGUUUACUUCUGGCACGAACAUGCCGAUCGUGAGUUUUGACCAUGACACAUCCCAGCCUAUAAUGAAGGAAGUCUUCAGCGUGAUAGCCAACCACACAGUCGUGGCAUCCCGCCAACAGGUACCUCUGACGUUGGCCUACGCCAUCAGCAUCCACAAAAGCCAAGGGCUCACGUUUCACUCCGCUGUGCUGCAUCUUGGCAAGGUGUUUGAAUACGGUCAAGCGUACGUGGCCCUGUCUCGGCUGUCGUCGCUAGCAGGGCUCUUCAUCGCGGUGCCUCUGACGAUGCGAGUGCACCCGCGGUUGCUGGCAGCGGACUCUCCCUUUGCUUAA
Aphanomyces invadans is the source of this 1436-nucleotide messenger RNA. RefSeq lists its product as hypothetical. Gene Ontology annotation, molecular function: DNA helicase activity. Lineage: Eukaryota; Oomycota; Saprolegniomycetes; Saprolegniales; Verrucalvaceae. The transcript has 12 exons. The record is from RefSeq and is a predicted model, not a curated record. Bases 126 to 1436 code for a protein of 436 amino acids. Gene Ontology annotation, biological process: telomere maintenance; DNA repair.